GAUUUUUGAAAUAACGUCAGGAAAUAUAGGGAGAAAUGUAAAUAUAAUAUGUUUUGGAAAAUAUAGUCGAAGCUAAAUUCAAAAUGGUGCCCAAUUUAAAGUAGGUAGCUCUGAUAUUCGGGACGAAUGCGCCAAGCGUAUCGUUGAGAGAGAUAGGAAACAAAAGAGAAAGAUAUGCAUACAGUAGACCAGUAUAAAGCGGCACGGGACAGCCACGAUUGAGGAUACUAUUUUUCAUUAAAACAAACACUACGCAAAUUUCGAAAAUAAGCGCUUACUACAAAAAAGAAUAUGGUUUCUUUUGGCAAGAUUAUCUUGAUGCUACAAACAGUGUUGAAGUACCGCAAAUUAUGUUUCCACAUGUUGAGCUAACACUGCAGAGUGGAAUUGAAAUUGGCAUGUCUCUUGAGGUGCCAAUUCCAAAAAAAGCUGAUGAAGAACAUACCACUUUUUGGGUUGCUUCUAUUGUUAUGGCAUGUGGUCCUUUAUUAAGAUUACGUUAUUUUGGUGGAGAUGAUAGAUCCUUGGAAUUUUGGUUUAAUCUUACCAAAGAAGCUGCUCAUGAACUUGGAUGGUGUGUGAAGAAUAACAAACAGUUGAAACCAACUGACAUUAUUCUUCAAAGAUCACCAGACUGCGUAGAAAAAUUAUCUGAAUUCUUAACAACAACUCGGAGUGUUCCACCAGAAAUGUUAUCAGGAAUUAUAGAAAAUGUAGGUGGACGACUUCUGUUAAGAUAUGAUACUCCUGGUUCUUUGCGUAAAGACUUUUGGAUGUUUUGUACAUCAGAACAUCUUCAUCCCUAUGGAUUUGCAUCUAAAUCUGAGUCUACUUGGUUUUUAGAACCACCUAGUUCUAUAGUAGAAAUGCAUACAUACGAAGAAUGGAAAGACUUGUUAGAGUCUAUACCAAAAAAUUAUGACCUUCCAGAAGAACUAUUUCACAAUGCUGUAGAUCAUCCAAAACAUGAAUUUAAAGUUGGUAUGAAAUUAGAAGCAUUGAGUCCAAUUGAUCAGAUAAAAAUAUGUCCAGCUACAGUCAUAAAAGUAUUUGAUGACACUUAUUUUCUUGUGCACAUUGACACAUAUGAUGAAUUGUCAAAAGGAAUGGAUAUUGAAACUUGUAUGUACAGAAGUACAGAAAAAAACACUUGGCUUUGUACAGCAGAACAUCCAUAUAUCUUUCCAAUUGGAUGGGCAAAGAAAAAUGAUAUUAAAAUUGUACAUCCAAAUGGUUGGACCCCAAAAGAAGACGAAUUCGAUUGGGACGAAUAUUUGAAAGAUACUCAGGCAAUUGCAGCAGAAGAAAAAUUGUUCCCAGAAAGACAAAAUGCCAUUGAUGCCGGCUUUGAAUGCGGCAUGCGGUUAGAAGCAGUUGAUCCAGAACGUGAAAAUGUCAUAUGUGCUGCACAUAUUACAAAAAUCGUUGACAAUCUUUUAUGGUUAAAAUUAGAUAAUUAUGAAAAUACGAGACCAGAACAUAUAGUUGAUAUGCGUUCUUUACAAAUAUUUCCGGUUGGUUGGUGUGAAUCUAAUCAUUACCCAUUGAAACCCCCAAAAGACUAUAUGGAAGUUUGUAAACAAUUGCAAAUGCCUGUAAAGGAAGAGAAAAAGGCUAACGUUUUAGAUAUACCAAUAUCUGAACCACGUUCUUCAUUAUGGUGUCCAAAAAUAUAUUUCAAUUACCGUUGUUUCACGGGUCCUAUGAUUUCCAAAGGGAAAUUAGCAACCCUGCCAAAAGCAGUGGGACCUGGUCCUGUCAUUUUAGUUAUGAGAGAAGUUCUAUCAAUGAUCGUAUCUGUCGGAUAUAGAAGUGCUCGGAUAUUAAAAGUCCUUCAAUGUGACUCUAAACCAGAUCCGGGAUAUCAUUUAGAAGUUCUAAAAGCUAAACAUAAAAACAAUACAUAUCGCGCAAGUGUUGCUGUAGUUACAUCCGGAGAUAUGGUGGCUGAUUUUUGCAGAAAUAUUUGUAAAAAAUUAAUGGUAUGCCCAAAUUUAUUUGGUCCUUUGUAUGUACCUGAAAAUGAGUGUCCGGAUAAAUGUCACAAAACAUCAAAAGCGAAAUUCACAGCAUCUGUCGGUACUGGGCGAAGAGGUAAACCAAAAGGUUACACAAGUAUCAUGGUGCAAAAACCAAAACCAUGGGGUGGUAGACGGAAAAGGAGACGCGGAAGAUGGGCAAACAGAGAAAAGGAGAGUCAUGAAGAUUUCGAGCAAGAAGAUGAAAUGCCAUUUAUGUCAUUAGAUUUAGCGAAACACGUAUCAGAGCUUGAAGAAACUCUCGAUGGAAGGCCGCCACUUUCUGAGAUAGAUAUCAUGAUUCAGAAAGGUUUGGAGAAAGGAGAAAAAUCAGAUGAAUUUAAAACUGAGCCGCCUUCGAGCAACACAUCAGAUGAUUCUGGAAGUUCAUUCAAUGAUAAUAGGAAGGCGAAGGACAGAGGCAGCCUCAAUAGUUUAAAUAAUAAACAACAUUCAUUGAAAUUUGGCCAAAGUACUACUGUUACUAGGGCAAGCAAGAGAGAACGAGAUUGGGAUACAAGUAUUGAAUCUGAUGGUUCGGAUGGAGAAUCAGAAUAUGUAAGGAUGCAAAAGAAACAAAGGCGUCCAAAGACCCGCAAACUUGAUUCGAAUCCAUUAUUUUGGAGUGUAGAUGAUGUUUUUAGAUACUUAAGAAAAACGAAUGAUUGUAAAGACAUUGCAUAUCGAGUGAAACAGGAGGAAAUUGACGGACUAGCGUUUUUACUAUUAAAUCUACCGUCUCUUACGCAGCAUAUGAAAUUGAGAACAAGUUUAGCUAUGAAACUUUGUCGUCACGUUGAGCAAGUUAAAGUCACAUUCUUUUUACGACAUAUAAAUGAAGUAGAACCAGAACAGUAUCAAAUUGUAUAAUUUUAAUAAUUAGGAAAAUUCAACUUAUUAUAUUAUUUAUAUAGUGUAAUAUAGUGUAUUAUGAAAGGAAAGCAAUUUCGAGAUGUUUAAUGUAUUUAAUUUCUGUAAAUGUUUAA
Heterotrigona itama is the source of this 3004-nucleotide messenger RNA. The record is from the annotation of a GenBank genome assembly. NCBI's taxonomy places the organism in Eukaryota, Metazoa, Arthropoda, Insecta, Hymenoptera, Apidae.